AUGGAUUUGCCAAGCAAUUCAAUAAAUGUUUCGCCAUUUCCAUCAGUGAAGAUAACACAUACUUCGUCAAUACCUAACUUUCAAGUUUCAUCACCAACGAUUUCACAUCUUUCAUUGCCGGAUAAUAUACAUGAAUUACCACUCGGUCAUUUAUCUAACCCAAAAUCAUCACAAUCUCCUAGUAUAUUGCCUCCAAAUAGAUCUGCUUCUCUUGGAUCAUCAUCACAUCGCUCAUCAGCUGAUGACGUUGUUCCCGAGCUUAAAAAAUUUGAUGCAACUAAUAAUAAAAUGACAAGGAUGAGAUCAAAAGUCGUAAUAGAUGAAGAAGAUCUUCAAAGAAAAGUUCAACAAAUACUCAAUGGUCCUGAUGUACAACGACAACUUCGAGCAAGUAUGUCUGUUGGCCCAGGUGGCUUUGAUUUCACAUCAAAAAUAAACCUUCAUCGAAAUAAAUCAGUCUUUAAGGAAAAAAAACCACUUCCUGAAAGAUUCAAAAAAUCACAAGAAUCUGAAACACAUCGUUUGAAACUCUUCGAAAUCUUCAAGUUUGCUGAUGGACUAGAUAUACUUUUGAUGAUUAUUGGUUCUAUCGCUGCAUUGGGAACUGGAGCUUGUUCUCCAAUAGGCCUUAUUGUAUAUAAACAAUUACUUAAUCAUUAUACUACCGAUAACAAAAUUAAUACUUCUACCACUUUCAAUCGUUCAAAUGAAUGUUCAAUAGUGGUUAAUACUACAAAUAAUGCUUCAUCUACGAUAUCUAUAGAAAAUAUUAUAGUUUAUUACGUUCUGCUCGGUUUAGGAAAUUUAAUAUUCUGUUACGUUGGCUGGUCAACUUGGCUUAUCACUGCGGAAAGACAAGUUCGUCGUAUUCGAUUUGCUCUUUUUCAAAAUAUUCUUCGACAAGAAAUCAGUUGGUUUGAUGUACACAAUGCUGGAGAAUUAAGUAAUCGACUUGUUGAUGAUCUAGAUAAAAUUAAAGAUGGAAUAGGUGAGAAAGUACCGGAUUUUUUUUCGCUUUGCGUACGAAUGAUCAGUUCACUCAUAUUGGCUUUUGUGGAAGGAUGGAAAUUAACAUUGGUUUAUCUAUCUAUAUCUCCACUAAUAGUUGUUACUAUUAAUUUUACAGUCAAAACGAUUAUUUCAUAUACAGUAAAAGAAGUGCAAGCAUUUGCAUCAGCAUCAUCAGUUGCACAAGAAGUUUUACAAAGUAUUCGAACAGUUACAGCAUUCCAUGGUCAAAAAAAAGAAGAAGAAAGAUUUGCAAAUAGUUUAGUUAAAGUAAAAACCAUUGGAGUGAAAAAGGGUGCUUAUAUAGGACUAUGCCAAGGUUUAAAUAAUCUUUUUAGUUAUUCAGCAACAGCGCUUACACUUUGGUAUGGUUUACAUCUUUCUCAAACUAAUUGUUCAAACUAUUCAGCUGGAUCAGUAUUUUUGGGCGCUACAAUACAAAUAUCUCAAUUUAUGCCUAAUAUUCAAAGUUUUGCAGAGGCUCUUGGUAGUGGAGGCGGUGUAUUUAAGAUUAUUGAAAGAUAUUCAAUGAUUAAUGCAUUGAGUAAUGAUGGUGAAAAACCACCAACUAUUAAAGGUGAUAUUGAAUUUGAUAAUGUUAGUUUUACUUAUCCUGCACGACAAGAUGCUUUGAUCCUCAAUAAACUAUCAAUAUAUAUUCCAUCUGGUAAAACAAUUGCUUUGGUUGGAUCCUCAGGAUGCGGAAAAAGUACAGCUAUUCAAUUGAUACAACGAUUUUAUGAUUCAGAUAGUGGUCGAAUUUUAAUCGAUGGAAUAAAUAUAACAAGAUUGAAUGUGGCUUGGCUUCGAUCACAUAUAGGAAUUGUGAGUCAAGAACCGGUUCUUUUCACAGGAUCAAUCGAAGAUAAUAUCCGAUUUGGUAAACCAAACGCGACAGAUGAAGAAGUAGAAGCUGCUGCUAAAAUAGCCAAUGCUCAUGACUUCAUAAUGGCACUUCCAGAAAAGUAUAAAACAUCAUCUGGUGAUAAACUCAGCGGUGGUCAAAAACAACGAGUGGCUAUUGCUCGAGCAAUGUUAUCAAAUCCAAAGAUUCUUUUAUUAGAUGAAGCAACAAGUGCACUUGAUAAUACUAGCGAAAGAGCCGUACAAGAUGCACUAGACAAAGCUAAAGAAGGUCGAACUACAAUAGUAAUAGCUCAUCGUUUAAGUACGAUACGAAAUGCUGAUUUAAUCAUUGCAUUAGAAAAUGGACAAGUAAAAGAAAGUGGAACACAUAACGAAUUAAUGAAGCGGAAAGGACUUUAUUAUGAAUUAGUUACAACUCAGACUGAAAAGAUAGCGGAAGAAAGCGAUUCAGAAAGUGAAACAGAAGAAAACGACACCAACGAUGAGUAUGUAUGGGCACAACAGUCACUAGCUAACAGAAAAAUUUCAAAACAAUCAAUGACUUCAGGUGACAAUUCCGAUGGAUAUAAUGAGAAUGCAGAUGAUACAUCACCAGAUGAUAUCUCAAAAAAUAAGUAUUUUCGUAUUCCAUUUCUCCUCAAGAUUUCAAAAUUUAACGCUCCAGAAUGGCAUUGGAUUUUAUUAGGCACAUUUACUUCUCUUGGUUAUGGCAUACUUCAACCCUUCUACGGACUUAUAUUCGCAAAUAUGUACGGAACAGUAAGUGAACCAGAUCCACAUGAACAAGGUCGUUUAAUACGCAUAUAUGCCAUAAUUUGUUUCUUGUUUGGUGUUGGUGAAUGUAUCGCUCAAUUUUUAAGUUGUCUUAGUUUUGCUAAAUCAGGUGAAGCAUUAACGAUGAGAAUGCGAAAAUUAACAUUUAGCGCUAUACUUCGACAAGAAAUGAGUUAUUUUGAUCAACAAACAAAUUCUGUUGGAGCUCUUGUUACACGUCUUUCUUCGGAUGCGUCUGCUCUUAAGGGAAUGACUGGUAUUCGUAUUGGAAUCAUUUUACAAUCAAUAGGUGCCUCUAUAGCAGGCUUAAUAAUUUCAUUCGCAACGAGCUGGAAACUGACAUUGGUUAGUUUGUCCUUUGCUCCUAUUAUAAUAUUAGCAGGAAAGCUUCGAAGUCAAAUAGAAGAUAAUGACAAACAGUCAAAAGAUAAAAUUUCAUUUACCGAACUAGGUGGACAGCAUGCAACACAAGCAAUCGAACAUAUUCGUACUGUCGUUGCUCUUCAUCAAGAAAAUCAUUUUAUCCAACUUUAUCAAGAUGCAUUCAAUGCAGAAUAUAAAAAACGAAUACGUCAUAUACACUUGAUAGCUCUAGGUGAUGCUAUAUCUAAUUCAAUGGGAUAUUUUUUUCCAUCCGCAUGUAUUGGAUAUGGUAAUAACCUCAUCAACAAUGGAGAAUUACAAUUCGAUCGAGUGUAUAGAGUUUAUGCUGUUAUAGCACUCUCUAUAUCUACUAUUAGUCGUUCAUUGAAUACAGUUCCUGAUUAUUCAAAAGCUAAACGAGCCGCAUUAAGAAUUAUAAAACUUCAUAAUAGACAAUCACAAAUUGAUCCUAAUAAGGAAUCAGGGAUCAUUUUGGCAAAAGAAGAUUUUGUGGGUAAUAUUGAAUUUCAUGAUGUUUGUUUUCGAUAUCCAACUCGACCAAAUCUUCGUAUUUUAAGACAUUUCUCAUUGAAAUGUUUAAAUGGUAACACGACAGCUUUUGUUGGUCCAUCAGGAUGUGGAAAAUCAACAACUAUGGCGUUGUUACAACGAUUCUAUAAUCCAAUAGACGGAAAAAUUUUAAUAGAUGGCCAUGAUAUAAAAGUUUUGAACAUUCGGUGGCUUCGAUCACUGAUGGGUCUUGUUCAACAAGAACCAGUUCUUUUCAAUAUUUCUAUUCGUGAUAAUAUUGCAUAUGGUGAUAAUAGUCGGCAAGUAACACAAGAUGAAAUUGAAACUGCUGCUCGAAUGGCUAAUAUUCAUGAAUUAAUUAUCUCAUUUCCUGAGGGUUAUGAAACAAUGUGUGGAGUAAAAGGUAGUCAAUUAUCUGGUGGACAAAAACAACGAAUUGCUAUUGCUCGAGCUUUAAUUCGUAAUCCAAAAAUUCUUCUUCUUGAUGAAGCAACAUCAGCAUUAGAUAAUAAAAGCGAAAAAGUUGUUCAGUCAACAUUAGAUCAAGCAAGGGUAGGUCGAACAUGCUUAACAAUUGCUCAUCGGCUAUCGACAGUUCAAAAUUCUGAAAACAUUGCUGUUGUAAAUCGAGGCAAAUUAAGAGAAGAAGGUACCCACGAAGAACUAUUGGCAAAGAGAGGAUUAUAUGCACAGCUUGCAUUACCACAACUGUCUGUUGGUCAUCGCUGA
Molecule: messenger RNA, 4272 nt
Organism: Adineta steineri
Lineage: Eukaryota; Metazoa; Rotifera; Eurotatoria; Adinetida; Adinetidae
Source: the annotation of a GenBank genome assembly